AUUUCUCUGCCAAAUUCCCUUCCUUUCGGUCCCUUAUAUGGCUGUUGUCCAAUGAGCCCAUAGCAACAUACAUCGCCGGCUAGCUGGACUCCAUUGCCCCAAGCAUAGUAGAGCAUGACGAUGAUGAUAGGCGUCUCAUCCAAGGUGUUAUGGACUCGGCGGCCAUGGAGAUGGGCCAAGACUCUCUUCUUCCUGCUAACCAUGGUGGCCUCCCUUCUAGUUGUUUGCGCCCCUCCUCUUUUAAUCGUGAUUCUCGACCUCCUGGUCCCAACUGCCCUGGUAUCCACCUCUUCCGAUCCGGCCUUUCCCUCUGCACCGCUCGCAGCCCAGCUGAAGGAUUUCAAUUUCCGGACUUCGCUGGUCGACGUGCCCAUCAUAUCCGCAGCCAGAUCCCUCCUCAUCCUAUGUGUUUAUGUGGUUUGUGGCGGACGGGGGCUGUACCUGGGGGUGGCGAUGCUGUGUGGCUUUGGUUCGAUGGGGUACGUGUUGGUUAAGGGUAUCGGGAUGUACGGGGCGGCGGCCUCCGUGCGAGGGGAAGGGAGCCAGGUGAGGGUUGACGGGAUGGACGGCGCGGCGGCGAUGGAGGGCUUGUUUUUGAGCUCGGCGGCGCUGGCGAUGGCUCACAUCCUGGUGGCCUACCGGACCGUCUGCCGGGAGAGGCGCAAGUUGCUUGUCUAUAGAAUUGACGUCGAAGCGGUGGCAACGUGCAAAAAUGACUUCCCUAGCUACCAUAAAAUUGCACUUAGUAAGUGAAGGCAAGAAAGAUUUUUUGUAUCUCUAAAGGGCAUAUCCAAGGAGCAUGUAAAUUGCAAGGAAGCUUUCAAUGUUACAUGCCAAGAUUUAGUUCGAUCCAUGCCAUUUCAAAUCAAAGUGAUUUUCCUACCAUUUGAUUUCGUCAACACAGCUAUCAGUUGUAAGUAGUCAAUUUUGUAGCGGUACGAUAGCUGUGUACAUUCAUGUCUAUGUUCAUCUUGUAUACUUGUAUUUUAUUUGAUAACGGUGUGUGUGUAUAUAUAUAUUCUUUAUCAUUCUUUUCUUCAAACGGAAUCUUAUAUAUGGAUGUUCAGAUAGUAGCCUGAACCAUCCCUCUAACCAUGUAGCAAUGGAAGAAGCAGAGCCGGAUACCGACUGGGCCGGGCUGGUUCUGGAUCUCUUCAUUUGGUUGGACCCAAUAGACUGGAUCUCUUCACAGCCCAAGCCUGCGUUGAGGGUCGUGGCGGAAGGUGAAUGUGACUUGCCGACGGUGAUCGGGGGGCCGUGUGUUUGAGAGCCAUGAAAUAGAGAUGAUUUUUUACAAAAAGACUUAUGUUGGGAUGGCGUGGGCCUAAUAAUCUGAACCCGGCCCAACCUCAUGGGUGGGAAAUGUUCAGGCUCUUCUUGUUAUUUUUUGUUGUUUUGCUGCACAAAUAGCCCCACUUCUUUGUUUCCAGCCUCUAGCUAGGAGUAAAGGAAGUUCACGUUCCGGGAGAGGUUAAUGAAGCUGAAGACCUUUCUAACUUAGCCAAUGGAUCCUAGCAUUGGUAUGAGAGUGAGAAAAAAUAAUCAAACAUCAACAAUACGCCUUAUUUUUAUUAAAAUUUGUGGAGCAUUUGUAUUUGAAAACUUUGAACAAGGGGUUACGUUGCACAAUUUUGUAAUGCCUCAAGAGUACCUGAUCA
This is a messenger RNA of Phoenix dactylifera (date palm), 1658 nucleotides long. RefSeq lists its product as uncharacterized. Lineage: Eukaryota; Viridiplantae; Streptophyta; Magnoliopsida; Arecales; Arecaceae. The record is from RefSeq and is a predicted model, not a curated record.